Cyprinodon variegatus (sheepshead minnow) is the source of this 653-nucleotide messenger RNA. RefSeq names its product macrophage migration inhibitory factor (glycosylation-inhibiting factor) (gene mif). NCBI's taxonomy places the organism in Eukaryota, Metazoa, Chordata, Actinopteri, Cyprinodontiformes, Cyprinodontidae. Gene Ontology annotation, molecular function: cytokine activity; phenylpyruvate tautomerase activity. The transcript is spliced from 3 exons. The record is from RefSeq and is a predicted model, not a curated record. Bases 97 to 444 code for a protein of 115 amino acids.
AAGAAGAAGAAGGAGGAGCGUGGCUACUUUACUGUGAGCAGGAGGAGGGAUCGUUUAUUGCAACCCGAUUAAGUGAGGGAGAACUCAGCAAUAACCAUGCCGAUGUUCGUGGUGAACACCAAUGUGGCCAAGAGCGACGUCCCUGCGGCGCUGCUGUCUGAGGCCACGGAGGAGCUGGCUAAAGCGAUGGGGAAACCAGUGCAGUAUAUUGCUGUGCACAUCAACCCAGACCAAAUGAUGAUGUUUGGAGGAAAGGGAGACCCCUGUGCACUCUGCUCCCUCCACAGCAUCGGCAAGAUCAGUGGCGCUCACAACAAGCAGUACUCUAAACUCCUGUGUGGACUGCUCAACAAACACCUGGGUGUCUCUCCUGACAGGAUUUACAUAAAUUUUGUGGACAUGGAUGCAGCCAAUGUGGCCUGGAACAGCACCACGUUUGGCUGAGUUUGAAAUCAACGCUCUCAAACAAACUACCAUUCCAACAUUCUCCUUCGUUACAAACCUAGUCAAGUGAUGAAAUAAAGAACAGAGACCCUCAGAAACACAUUAGUACUUUCAGAAUAUAAUAGGCUUGCCUAAAAAUUACUUAACUGGACCCCUUUCCUUUGCACUAAGUCUUUACCAUUCGGUUAAAUAAAUAAAAUCCUGUAAAU